AUGGCGCGCGCGGGGGUCUGGAUGCUGGUGCUCGGCGUCCUGCUCGCGCUGGCGCUGGGCCGGGCCGCGGGCGCCCCGAGGGCCAGCAGACGGCCUGCGCGGCCGCGGGGCUGCGCCGACCGGCCCGAGGAGCUCCUGGAGCAGCUGUACGGGCGGCUGGCGGCGGGCGUGCUGGGCGCCUUCCACCACACGCUGCAGCUGGGGCCGCGCGAGCAGGCGCGCAACGCGAGCUGCCCGGCAGGGGGCAGGCCCGGCGACCGGCGCUUCCGGCCGCCCACCAACCUGCGCAGCGUGUCGCCCUGGGCCUACAGGAUCUCCUACGACCCCGCCAGGUACCCGAAGUACCUGCCCGAGGCCUACUGCCUGUGCCGGGGCUGCCUGACGGGGCCGCUCGGCGAGGAGGACCCGCGCUUCCGCAGCGCCCCGGUCUACGUGCCCACCGUGGUCCUGCGGCGGACGGCGGCGUGCGCGGGCGGGCGCGCGGUGUACGCGGAGGAGUACGUCAGCGUGCCGGUGGGCUGCACCUGCGUCCCCGGCCGGCCCGGCGAGGCGCCCGCGCCCAGCCCCAGCCCCAGCCCCAGCCCCAGCCCCAGCCCCAGCGAGCGGCCGGCGCGGCCCUGA
Messenger RNA from Canis lupus familiaris (dog), 621 nucleotides. RefSeq names its product interleukin 17D (gene IL17D). Gene Ontology annotation, molecular function: cytokine activity. Gene Ontology annotation, biological process: inflammatory response. The record is from RefSeq and is a predicted model, not a curated record. The transcript has 3 exons. NCBI's taxonomy places the organism in Eukaryota, Metazoa, Chordata, Mammalia, Carnivora, Canidae. Bases 1 to 621 code for a protein of 206 amino acids. Gene Ontology annotation, cellular component: extracellular region.